GGCAAAAGCCAAUUCGAAUUCCGCAUUUGUGUAUUUUGUUUACUUUGUGAAUAUUUUAUAACAUUUAGAAAGAAAUUGAAAAUUAAAUCAUUAUUUCUGUAUAAUUAUAAAACUUAAAAAUGACCGACACAGAAACUUACGGAAAAUAUGAUCAAGUUCUUGCUUCAAUCUUAGAAGAAGAAAAAUCAAUACUCGGUUUCCUCUCCUCUAUAUUUGGGUUUCUUGCGAGAAGGACUGACUUUUACUAUGUGCCAAAAGGCCCAUAUGAAAACAUGGGGUUUCCGCCAGGCGUUGCCGAAGAACUAGUCAUAAAAGUGUUACGGAAAUGUGACCCAAAAACUUGGUAUACAGAUGAUGAAUUGGCCCAAAAUGAUAUACACAAUGAAAUCAUGUGUUCAACAGUAGCACAGGAAGUAGAAGUGGUUGAUGAGAGUGAAACAAAUGAAAAUGUAGAAGCAACUCAAAGUUCUUCAGAAGAAAAACCUCAGGAAACUUCAAGUCCAGAAAAUAAACAGAAAUCCAUAUUCCCUGAAGAUUAUGAACCCCCGGUUAUACCUGUGCAGAAUAGUGAAUCUUAUAAUGGAGCAGUGAGAGAAAAAUACACUUGGUCUCAGACUAUAAUGGAUUUAGAUGUAAUUGUUAACCUUCCACCAACUGUAAUGUCUUCAAAAGAUUUAAGAGUGACAAUUAAUUCAAGUGAUCUUACAAUUAUGAGCCGACCCAAUGAUAUUAUAAUCAAAGAUGCAUUCCCAUACAAAAUUAAAGCUAUUGACAGUUUCUGGAGUAUCAGUGAAGGAAGACUCUUACUACACUUAGAAAAAGUUCAAGAACGCUGGUGGGACAGGCUGCUUCAGAGUGAGGAACCAAUAAAUUUAGACAAAAUCGACUGCUCAAGACCCCUUAAUGAAUUGCCAGAAGACCACAUUGAUAAGGUCAGAGAAUUACAAUGGAAUCAAGAACAGAAAAUGAAGGGUCUGCCUACAAGUGAUGAAAUCCGAAAUAUAGAGAUAUUGAAGAAGGCCUGGAAUUCUCCUGGUUCACCAUUCAUAGGACAAGAAUUUGAUCCUAGUGUACUCUCAAAUAAAAUUUAAAUUUAUUAAAAUUA
This is a messenger RNA of Colias croceus (clouded yellow), 1105 nucleotides long. RefSeq names its product nudC domain-containing protein 3. Gene Ontology annotation, biological process: protein folding. Gene Ontology annotation, cellular component: cytoplasm. The record is from RefSeq and is a predicted model, not a curated record. Bases 120 to 1091 code for a protein of 323 amino acids. Lineage: Eukaryota; Metazoa; Arthropoda; Insecta; Lepidoptera; Pieridae. The transcript is spliced from 5 exons.